AUGGCUGAUCAUUCAUCAAGCAAUGGAAACCAUGAAAUAGCUUUGAAUGUAAAUGAUGAUUCCUCCAAGAAUUGUGAAGAUAACUGUGUGCCUCUUCUGCAAAAGUUGGUGGCAGAAGUGGUGGGGACAUACUUCUUGAUAUUUGCAGGAUGUGCUGCCGUGGUUGUAAACCUUGACAAUGACAAAGUGAUAACACAUCCUGGGAUUUCAAUUGUUUGGGGCCUAACAGUUAUGGUCUUGGUUUAUUCUCUCGGUCACAUCUCCGGCGCUCAUUUCAAUCCCGCCGUCACCAUCGCUCACGCGUCGACCAAAAGGUUUCCGCUUAAAGAGGUACCAGCUUAUUUAAUAGCACAAGUUCUUGGAUCAACUCUUGCAAGUGGAACACUUAGGCUUAUAUUCAACGGCAAUAAAGAUCAUUUUCCGGGGACACUUCCGGCGGGUUCUGAUCUUCAAGCAUUUGUGGUUGAGUUUAUUAUCACUUUUUAUCUUAUGUUCAUUAUCUCUGGAGUUGCCACCGAUAAUAGAGCGAUUGGCGAGUUGGCUGGACUCGCAGUUGGAUCUACGGUACUUCUGAAUGUCAUGUUUGCUGGGCCGAUUACGGGAGCGUCAAUGAACCCUGCAAGAAGCUUAGGGCCUGCUAUUGUUCAUAAGGAGUACAGAGGGAUAUGGAUAUAUUUGGUGGCGACGACUCUGGGUGCCGUGGCUGGUACAUGGGCGUAUACUUUCAUCCGACACACGAACAAGCCGGUGCGCGAAAUUAGUAAGAGUGCAUCUUUUCUUAGAGGAGUACAAAAUGGUGGAUCGAAGUGA
Messenger RNA from Lathyrus sativus (Indian pea), 810 nucleotides. NCBI's taxonomy places the organism in Eukaryota, Viridiplantae, Streptophyta, Magnoliopsida, Fabales, Fabaceae. The record is from the annotation of a GenBank genome assembly.